UCCCCGCUCAGGGCAUCUGCGGAGCCUGGAGCCGUGGUCCGGCUUGAAGUAUGGCAUGUUGCGAAGAUGGUUUCUGCCAGGAAGGUACCCGCGAUCGCGACGUCCUUCGGAGUCAGUUUCGCUCUCCUGCAGGUGCUGUGCCUGGAGGCUUGUUUAAACGAAUCCCCAGGACAGAACCCAAAGGAAGAGAAAUUAUGCCCGGAAAAUUUUACCCGCAUCCUGGACAGUUUACUGGAUGGUUACGACAACAGGCUGCGUCCUGGAUUUGGGGGUCCUGUUACAGAAGUAAAAACUGACAUAUAUGUCACGAGCUUUGGACCUGUUUCUGAUGUUGAAAUGGAAUACACAAUGGAUGUGUUCUUCAGACAGACAUGGAUUGACAAAAGACUAAAAUAUGAUGGCCCCAUUGAAAUUCUGAGAUUGAACAACAUGAUGGUAACAAAAGUAUGGACCCCUGAUACUUUCUUCAGGAAUGGAAAGAAAUCUGUCUCACAUAAUAUGACAGCCCCAAAUAAACUUUUUAGAAUUAUGAGAAAUGGCACUAUUUUAUACACGAUGAGACUCACCAUAAGUGCGGAGUGUCCCAUGAGACUGGUGGAUUUCCCAAUGGAUGGUCAUGCAUGUCCUUUGAAAUUUGGGAGUUAUGCUUACCCGAAGAGUGAGAUGAUUUAUACCUGGACAAAAGGUCCCGAGAAAUCGGUGGAAGUGCCAAAGGAGUCUUCCAGCUUGGUUCAGUAUGACUUGAUUGGGCAAACCGUAUCAAGUGAAACCAUCAAAUCCAUCACGGGUGAAUAUGUUGUUAUGACGGUAUACUUCCACCUCAGACGGAAGAUGGGUUAUUUUAUGAUUCAGACGUACAUUCCAUGUAUUAUGACAGUGAUUCUUUCGCAAGUUUCCUUCUGGAUAAAUAAGGAAUCAGUUCCAGCUAGGACUGUAUUUGGAAUAACCACAGUCCUCACCAUGACCACGUUGAGCAUCAGUGCCCGGCAUUCUCUGCCCAAAGUGUCCUAUGCCACUGCCAUGGAUUGGUUCAUAGCUGUCUGCUUUGCUUUUGUAUUUUCCGCCCUUAUUGAGUUUGCUGCUGUCAAUUAUUUUACCAAUAUUCAAAUAGAAAAAGCCAAAAAGAAGACAUCGAAAGCUCUUCAGGAAAUUCCAGCUAUUCCAGUGCUCAGAGCAACGCAUCCUGAAGCACCUCUGCAGAACACGAGCGCCAGCCUGAACAUGAGGAAAAGAACAAACGUCUUGGUUCCGCCCGAACCCGACGUCGGCAUCAGAACCGAGGUGGGGACCCCUCCGAGCAGCCCCCCCGCGGCUCCGGACCCCGCCGAGGCCCCGCGGCCGCCCUUGACCACGGGCAACACCGCGGGGGCGCCUGGGAAGCCCGCGGCCCCCGCGCCCCCCUCCGCCCCGCCGCCGUCUGGAUCUGGCACGAGCAAAAUAGACAAAUACGCCCGCAUUCUCUUCCCGGUAACGUUCGGCGCCUUUAACAUGGUCUAUUGGGUUGUCUAUUUAUCGAAGGACACUAUGGAGAAAUCAGAAAGCCUCAAGUAAUUGUUUUUGCUGUAGUCGUUUCCUAAAGUGUGAUGAACCUAACGCCGAAUGUCUUUUUAACUGUUUUUAAAGAUAAGCAAUUGUUCUUUACUAAAAUCAAAAUCCUGUGUAAUUUUUCCAUUAAAAAAAUUCAAGCCAGUUAUUGGGAGAGUUGAUGAAUUCCUCAGUGAAAAGAAAGUGAGCCAAUUUUCAUUGCAGAAAAAUGAUUUAAAUAGAAUCAAUUCAGCAUUCAAAUUAGACAGAAUACAGACCAUCUUGGAAAGUUGGGGCGAGAGAAAUAGGGCUAUUAGAAAUCUGUGGUGCAUAUUUAUUAUGCAUUGGAAUUUGAAAACAGACUAUGACGUUUUUAAUAUACACUAUGAAUAUCAACCAACCACCCUAAAUUUCCCGGUGGCACUGCCCUUAAUCAGAAUUGUCUAUCGGAUAGUAUAUGCGGUGACCUUUGGAGAUCCUCUUACCUAGUAUCUGCGAGAAAAGAACUUUUCCUGUUAAGUGAAACGUUUUUAAAAGGAAAAUGGAACAAAACAAACACUGACCAAUGGAGUGAAACCUCUGCUGCAUCAAAAAGAAAUACAGAGACCAGGGAAAAUGUGUUCCCUGUCAUAUGUUGGCCAAACAGGACUUAAGAGCUGACUUGGAAAUUUGUGCUUUGAGCCAAAGUUUAACUCAUUGUAUUGAUUCUUUUGAUUGUAGUUCAUUAAGUUAUGUAUUCUUUCAACGUAUGUUUUUUCAGAGCCUACCGUGUCCCAGGCACUAUGCUAGACAUUAUCUCUCUAGGAAAGCUCCUUCACCUUUACCUACAAUAUUACAUAAAUAGGACAGUCAAUGCAUGCUAAUGAACCAUAAACUAGCAGAAGCCAUUGCAUUCUUUCAUGGAGAAAAGUUAUUUAGAGUCUGAAAACAUAUUCAAAAUAUUUGUCUCCUACACUGAUAGAGAUAGCAGGUACAUUGUUCACAGAGCCACUUUUGAGAUAAGUACACAUCAGUACAACUUCAGCAAUUGACAUCAAAAUAUAAUGAAAAUGUGGUACAGGUUUUUCUGUAAGUAAAAAGCAUUGUGUGCCUGGAAGUAGAAAUCUGGGCACUGUAAGACCGUAUGGAUUACCUGUCUGAAAUUUGAUCAGGAUCACAUUAUACAAUUUGUUCAGAAUCCCAGAAUCAUCAGAAUUAGGAACUCAAUACAAGGCCUUUUUAGAUGAUUUCCCCCAACAGAAAUCUGGUGAAAUGUAUUAGCUAGUGAAAUGCUAAACUUCCAGGUUUUUGUGUCCAUAGUUCUCUAUUUCUGGGCAGUAUCCUGUUUAUUUGGGGGGAAAAUUGUACAGUUUCAUAACUAAGGUGGGUUUUUAGAAUUAAAAGAGCAGCAGCAAAGGAAUGGAGUACAGAAAAAAUCAUAGCCAAGGGGUAGGAUUCCACUGACUCUGUUAUGCAAUUUAUCAGGAUUUUCAUGUACUGACUUUUCUUUUUCAUUAGGUUGACUUAACAAGUUAAUUGAAUUUCCAGCAGCUAUAUUAUGCUGCUAAAUCUAGGUCCAGUUUUUUUGUUCCAUUGCUUCUGGAUUUUUCUUUUAUACUUCUCUGUCCCUGACCUGGGUUUUGUAAAUGAAUGUGUUCUGCAUGUGUGGGGGAACAUUUUGAAAGAAAUGGCCACCUUGCAAACAAAACCUCUUAUUUUAGGAAAGAAAUUAUAUUAAUUGGCAUUAGUUUUUCAGUUAUUUCAUUGCCUUGGAGUGACUUUGUAUGAGAACUGUAACAUGUGCAAAGGCCAAAUAUUAAUUGUGAGUCAUGUCUGAGAAUUCCUUACUGGUUAUCUCUUUAGGUAUUUCCUAAAAUAACCAACAGUUUUAAGGCUGAAAUAUGCUUUAGAAAUCACCCAAUCCAAACCCCUCAUUUACAAAUUGAGGCCAGUAAUAUGAGGCCUAGUAAAAUUUGUAUAAAUGUAUAUAUUUAAUAAAGAGUAUUUGUACAAAAAACUUAACAAACAUUAUUUCAUGAAUGUGAGUAGCUUUCUAGCCUUGAGGACAAUGCUUGAAAUUGUUGUUGGAAGCUAUGUUUGUUUAUUAUUCUAAUGAAAUGACCUUACUUCUGUGGUGAGAAACAUACUCCUUGCUUAUCUAUUAGCUUGUUCCUAAGAAGUAUUUCAUUGGCUUCCUUUUUUAAAAAAUAAAUUCUCCUAUAAAUUUUACAGAUAGUCAAGGGAUAAAAAUUAAUGAUUUUGGAUUUGUUGGCCAGAGAUCCAAAUGAACUCAAUAUUUUUCUUACUUUUGUAUAGGAAGAUUUUAACUAAAUCAAGUGGCAAAAUAAAGAGAAAAGGCAAAAUUAACCAAGGAUUCUUAAUUGUUAAUUUGAAGAAUAAAUUGACCAGAAAGUCUAAUUAUUAGUACAGAAACGAAUUAUUUCAUUUGCACACAAAAGUAGUAAUAAUGAUGCGUAGUUUGUUUUAUCCCUAACUGAAUUCCAUCAAAUUCAUUCAAGGCUAAUUUUUUAAAUUUGUGGUCAUCAUUUCUAUCUUUCUAAUAACUCAGAGCUACAUUAAAUGUAAUGCUUGUGAGGAACCAGUCGCUUUCACCAUUAGAAAAUCUCAUUAAAGUCACAUGAGAGCCCAAAGUCCUAGCAAUUUGUGAAGAAUAAUAAUUCUGACUGAGAACAGUACCUUUGUAUGUCUCUAUUUUUUAGAUAUAAGAUUCAGAAUUAUUUUUAUUCAAUACCAAUCUCUAUAUUCUAGCUUUCAACUCCAACUUGGACAAUAACUGCUACAUAAUUACUUCUCAUUUCCUCUAGGCAUGGCUAGGUAUACUAAUAUAUUUACAUGAUGAGUGUACAGUUAAAAAUGACUUGCAUUUGUGCAUAUACAAAGUAUAUGAAUAAUGUGUAUUUAAAAUUGGACCUCAUCAAUCUUGAAUUGGAGUAGGCAGAGAGUAGAGUCACCCUCUUUUGCAGAAGGAAAUGAAUCAUAGAGAAUUUAGUGACAAAGAUAAAAGCACAGGGCUGGAAUGAACUUUAAAAGGUCAUUUUUCAAUCACCUUACCUUAGCAGUGACUGUGUUUCAAGCAUUACAUAAAAAAUGUGUGGUUUAUUUUAUCCAUGAAUUGGUAAUUCUCUCUGACCUAGAAAGAAAUCCCUACCCUCCACUCCCCUGUUUCCCAGUGUCCCCUCUUCUAUAUGUGUAAGUAACCUCUAGUGAAAAAGUACUAGGCAGAGAAAUGGAUGACCUGACUUCAAGUUUGGACUCUGUUCUACUCUAUUUUGGUUUUAGAUAAGCCAUUUAAACUCUCUAGGCUUCAUUUCUUAUUUAUAAGAGGAAGGUGAAAUUUAAAAAUAAGAUUUCCUUCAAUUUUAAUAUUCUCUGGUUCUCAUGUAAACUAAAUACAAGCAUAUUCUUGGAAUAGAUACACUCAAUGCUUUGUGCCACAAAUAUAUAUUUAUGAGAGGGGGGCUGAUUUAGUUUCAUUGCUCAAUUACUUUUAGCUCAUGACUUGCCUCAAAUUAAGAUUUCCUUAAGAGAAAUAGUAAUAUCUCUAGAUUAGACAUUGUCUUCCCUGUGGGAGAUUUUAUUCUAUAAAGACUGAAGAAUUUUGACUA
Molecule: messenger RNA, 5129 nt
Organism: Miniopterus natalensis
Lineage: Eukaryota; Metazoa; Chordata; Mammalia; Chiroptera; Miniopteridae
Source: RefSeq, a predicted model, not a curated record